Penicillium maclennaniae is the source of this 2232-nucleotide messenger RNA. RefSeq names its product septin CDC12 (gene aspC). The coding region runs from base 1 to 2232 and encodes 743 amino acids. The record is from RefSeq and is a predicted model, not a curated record. Gene Ontology annotation, biological process: cytoskeleton-dependent cytokinesis. The transcript has 11 exons. Gene Ontology annotation, cellular component: microtubule cytoskeleton; cytosol; septin ring. NCBI's taxonomy places the organism in Eukaryota, Fungi, Ascomycota, Eurotiomycetes, Eurotiales, Aspergillaceae. Gene Ontology annotation, molecular function: GTP binding; molecular adaptor activity; protein binding.
AUGUCGACAACGGAGACUGCCUCGCCGAUUGGCAUUGCCAAUCUCCCCAACCAGCGACACAAGAUUGUUGCAAAGCGGGGUGCGGCUUUUACAAUUAUGGUUGCCGGAGAGUCGGGAUUGGGAAAGACUACCUUCAUCAACACCCUCUUCUCCACUACCAUCAAAAACUACGCCGAUCACAAGCGCCGUCACCAGAAGCAAGUCGACCGAACCGUCGAAAUCGAGAUCACCAAGGCCGAGCUCGAGGAAAAGUUCUUCAAAGUCCGUCUUACCGUCAUUGAUACCCCCGGCUUCGGCGACUAUGUCAACAACCGUGAUUCGUGGCAACCUAUCAUCGAGUUCCUGGAUGACCAACACGAGUCCUACAUGCUCCAGGAGCAGCAGCCCCGCCGUACCGACAAGAUUGACAUGCGUGUGCACGCUUGCUUGUACUUCAUCCGACCCACCGGCCACACCCUCAAGCCCCUCGAUAUCGAGGUCAUGAAGCGUCUGAGCUCUCGCGUUAACUUGAUCCCCGUUGUCGCCAAGGCUGACACUCUGAGCCACGCCGACCUGGCCCGCUACAAGGAGAGAAUUCGUGCUGUUAUUGAGGCCCAGGGCAUUAAGAUCUACACCCCGCCGAUCGAGGAGGACGAUGAGCACGCCGCUACCCACGCCCGCAGCCUGAUGGCUGCUAUGCCAUUCGCUGUCAUCGGCUCCGAGAAGGAUGUCAAGGCCAACGACGGCCGUGUUGUCAAGGGUCGCCAGUACGCCUGGGGUGUAGCUGAGGUGGAGAACGAGGACCACUGUGACUUUAAGAAACUUCGCUCGAUCCUGAUCCGCACCCAUAUGCUCGACCUCAUUCACACCACCGAGGAGUCUCACUACGAGGCCUACCGUGCCCAGCAGAUGGAAACCCGCAAGUUUGGCGAGGCUCGCCCACGCAAGCUGGACAACCCCAAAUUCAAGGAGGAAGAGGAGAACCUGCGCAAGCGCUUCACCGAGCAGGUCAAGGUCGAGGAGCAGCGUUUCCGCCAGUGGGAGCAGAAGCUCAUUUCCGAGCGCGACAGACUCAACAAGGACCUCGAGGCCACUCAUGCUGCAAUCAAAUCGCUCGAGCAGGAGAUCGAGGGUCUCCAGGGCUCCAGCACUCGCAGCCACGGUCGUCGCUAUCAGCUUGACAUGCCCUCGAAGAAGUUUCCGACACGGCAUCUCCACACUCUGAAGACGCAUAGUGGUAAGCUCGGCAUCACGCUCUUCCCGGUUCCUCAGACCGCGCCAUUCACCUCUCCCGCGCAGUUCCAAGCAAUGCGGGAAAACUCUGCGACAGCCGUCGAGACUACAUCCCCGAUCCAGCGGUACGAAGCCCAUGGCUAUUCAGUCCUCGACAUAGCCGUCGCCGCAGACAAUGCGCGCUUUGCCAGCGUAGGAGGUGACCGUCAGGUCUUUCUAUGGGAUGUUGAGCAGGGUUUGACAAUUAAGAGAUGGGGCGGGCAUAAUAGCAGGGUUGAAGCCGUCCAAUUUGCCGGAGAUGGUGAUUCGCUUGUUGUUUCUGGUAGUGCAGAUACCACAAUAAACUUGUGGGACACCAGAUCUAAUGCCUACAAGCCUAUUCAGACCCUCACUGAAGCAAGCGACACCGUUUCUUGUUUGCAUGUUCAUGGGCCUACCUACUCUAUCGCUAGUGGCAGCUAUGAUGGAAAUGUGCGCGUCUACGAUGUGCGGACAGGUAAGACGACGGUCGAUGUCCUGGCUCAUCCGGUAACGAGUAUUCGUUGUUCGGCGGAUGGCAAUGCGCUGCUUGCUUCUACCUUGGAUAGCUAUAUUCGGAUGCUCGAUCGAGCAGACGGAAAGCUCCUAGCUGCGUUCGGAGGUCCUGUCAAGAAUGGCGAGGAGCAGGCCCAGCCUUUCCUCAGCACUAGGCCUAAGCAUGUCUAUCGGAACCAGGAGCUGCGGGUUCGCUCUGUCUUUGCGCAGAGUGAUGCCGUAGUUUUGAGCGGCAGUGAAGCUGCAAAGGAAGAUGGGGCCGCGCUUGGCGCUUCUGUUUUUGCGUGGGAUGUACUCAGUGGAGAAAAUGUUGCUACUGUGCCAAUGGGAGAAAAAAUUAAGGCUGUGAGCUGCGUGGCUUGGAAUGACCAGGGGUACUGGGCAGCUGGGUGCUCAGAUGGUACCGUCCGAGUUUUUGGGAUGAGCCUACAAGCCAUCGCCGCUUCAGAGCGUGGCUGCCGUUCACGCAAUUUCCCUGCUGCCUGA